AUGGCACGAUCAGUGGAAAUAGAUGACAAUAAAUCUUUGUACAAUGAUCUUAGAAACUUAUACAAAGAAAAUACUACCUAUUUUACAAAUAAUGAAGGAAAUUGUUCAACUGCUAUAGCAAAUUCUUUUGAACAAUUAUUUGAAAAUAUUGGCAUUAUAGAGCCUUUAGUUGAAGAAUUAUGUAAUGUAUGCCAUUUGUAUGAUUUUGAUUCGUCUAUACCGGGUAAUGGGUAUCGAAGUUAUGUGAGAGUUGUUGAUUCAUUUAUUGCUCAUUGUAUUAAAGUUUGCAAUCAAAUAGCUACCAAUUGUUAUUCUUUUUUCUUCCGUAAAUCAAUACACCAAGUAUAA
Molecule: messenger RNA, 348 nt
Organism: Cinara cedri
Lineage: Eukaryota; Metazoa; Arthropoda; Insecta; Hemiptera; Aphididae
Source: the annotation of a GenBank genome assembly